Messenger RNA from Spirodela intermedia, 14284 nucleotides. Lineage: Eukaryota; Viridiplantae; Streptophyta; Magnoliopsida; Alismatales; Araceae. The record is from the annotation of a GenBank genome assembly.
AUGAUCAGACAUAAGCCAAAAACUCGGCAAUGUUGCCGGAUCCAUGAUCUGCUGCACGAUUUUACUAUUGCAGAGGCUAAGAAGGAGGGUUUCCUCGUCUGCCGCCCGAUCCCAGACGAGCGAGAUGCCUUCCGACUGGAUUCCUCCGUGAGACGCCUUUCGCUUCACGGGGGAGCGGAGGACUACGUCUCCCAUGUGAAGUCCACCCCAAGAUUGCGCACCUUGCUGUGGUUCAAUCCCGACUGGUGGUUAAAAAGGUCGGUUAUAAGCUUCCCUAUUCCAGAGCUGAAACUUCUCAGAGUCAUCGAUCUGGAGGGGGCAUCACUCGCCGUACUACCAGAACAGGUUGGAGACCUGAUCCAUCUUCGAUUCUUGGGAUUGAGAGGAACAAACAUAAGGAGUCUUCCGUCUUCAGUUGGAAAACUUCGUCAUUUACAGUCCUUGGACGUGUUGGGGACGCAGAUCAAAACGAUGCCGAGAGUUGUGUGGAAGAUCGAGGCCUUGCGUCAUGACCACGUUCCCCCAGAAGUGGAGCCGGAGAUUACCGAGGCAGGCUUCAGAAACCUGCAGGUGCUCACGCUCGUCAGGGUCGGGAGGUGGGUAGACAGCUGCCUAGGGACUCUUACCAGACUCCGGGAGCUGCAACUAACAGGCAUCUCAAGAUAUCAUCAUGACGCACUGUCUUCUUCGCUACCGAAGCUGUCCCAUCUCAAGAAGUUGAGAUUGGAAGGCGAGUCGAUCCCAGACUGUCGAUGGACACCGUCCAGCUUUUCUUCACUGGGGGUCUUAUACCUGAUCGGGGAAGUGACAAAGGCUACAGGAACCAAGUUCUGGCAGCAACGAGUGGCCACCCAAUCUCACCGAACUCAUGCUAAGUGUAACCAGGCUGGAUCGAGUCUCGAUAGAAGCGCUCGAGAACCUCCCUGAACUUACAUAUCUGUAUCUAGGUCCUUCGUCCUACACAGAAAACGAUGUGAUCUGCUCCCGUAGCGGGUUCCCUCAACUCCAGUCCCUCGUACUUGAUUCGCUAGGCGAGUUAGAGAGGUGGGUAAUUGAGGCCGGCGCAAUGUCCCGCCUGAGGAGCCUGAAGAUCUACGACUGCAGAAAGUUGGCCAUGCUUCCGGAAGAGUUACAAUACAUGACUUCUUUGAAAGACCUCAUUCUGUGGGAUAUGCCUCGUAGACUCUGUUCUAGAGCUCGGAUGGAAGGAGAGGACUGGCACAAAAUCCGACACAUACACUGAAUCACCAUUUCAGUCAUUGGAGAAUCGUCUUCGUGGCAUUUUUCAGCAACAUCAUGGAAAUUCAGUCCGGUUAAGGAGAGAGAGGAUUGACCCAAAAUCCGGCACAAGAGAUUCACUGUGUACAGUGAGUAACCAUAAUACCGGGAUCAUUUCCCUGAAGAACAUGGUGACAUGCUCGUGUUGGAGAUAAGGGCAGGAUUGUCCUUUGUCCUUGUGUAAUUUUUAAAACCCUGUGAUAAGAGAGGGGGAAGCUGUCGUCUCUGUAUGUGCUGUGCGAGCAAUGUGUGCUGCCGCGCGAAGGGCUGUGUGCUGAGCAUUGCAUAGUGGCUAUCGCACUUCUCUUGCAACAAAUUCGUUGGUAUAAGUUCCUAUUGACAUAUAUAAGUGACGCGUUCCUCAUCUGCAUCUCUCGCAUCUUCUAUUGAAAAUGAGCAACCCUGCAGUCACUUUUCCUCUUUGCUUUUUUCUUAAUGGAAAUAAGUGAACAUGGAAGAUUCGUUUAAACCAUUAUUUUUCUAAGAGAUGCAGUUUUUGUUGUUUUUCGCUCAUUUUCCGUGUUUUCUAUAUCUGAUCUCUAUCCCUCCGCUCAUCAUGCCAAGCAGACCCUUCUUGGACCGCAGCGUGGCACACUGAGAAGUGACAAUGCGCCGAUCAGGUUACGGCCUCCGGGUUCAAUGCACACUGAGAAACUCAUCUACCAAAAAUAAUCGAUAAGUCAUUCAGCUCGCAUAAGUUUUGACAGAGGUCAUCGAGAAGGCAUGGAAGGAGAUGAUUUUACCCAUCAUUUUUCCUUCAAUUGCAAAAUAAUUGACAUCUUUAUUUGGGAUGAUAAACAUUACCAUAGACAAAGAUGACAAUUUAAAGCUCAGGAGGUAUUCAUGUAUUGAAUAUCUCUCCAAAGGAACAAGAGAGAGGGAAGAAAGAAGAAACAUCCUCACUUUAGCUGGUAUUCCCGGCAGAGAGUCCCCGGAUAUCAACCCCCGUUAUAGUGGCGAGAUAAAAAGAGAAUCUUAUAAUGGGGUGAUUUGCUUCUAAUAAUAUAUUGCAAUGACUUCUUCUCUUAUAUCUCCUAACUAAACAGUAUUUUUUUGAUAAAUGGAGACAUUUAAUUUUUAUCAUCCCUACAAAGAUAUGCGGAAGAUGAACUCUUUCUAAACGCCUAUCCGCAAAAACUUCACAACUCAACUCGGAAUGGCAAGAAAAAAAUAGCGUACCAAGCAGAAAGUGGUAUCCAGACGGGAAGGAAGGUAUAGAACUUUGCAGUCAAUGAUUAGGGAUCCAGAGACCUGGAUCUGAUCCAGACGGGAAGUCACAAUGUUGGUUCAGCCACAAAAGAGCAUGGCAUAUGGGGCCCAAUCCGUCUGUCCCAUCUCUAUCUUCUUUCUUUUUGCGAGAGCACACGGGCAGCCGACAGCUCGCCAGACGUGGCCCGAGCUGAUAGGUUCGCCGCCUGGCUGGCUCUUUGAUCUUACAUUCAUCACACAUCCCUCGAUCUGCCGCCUCAUGUUGCCUUGGGUUCGCCUCCGCAGGCUGUCCUCAGACACAUUGCAAUAUCUUACGUAAGAUCAUUCGUGUUGCCGAUCGGUCGGCCGCCUUGAUGCUUGAGGGUUUGUGAUGGGGAAUGAAGAAGCAGGCCAGCACCUCCACGACAUCAACGCUUAGACCCAUGCCCGUUAAAUCCAUAAUUUCCUUCUAUUGUUAUUUGUUUCUAUUGUAUAAUCAUCAAAGAGGUUAUAAAUCAUCCCAUGUAGCCCUAAUACAAGGAAUAAAAGAAGAAUAUGAAGUUUUGAGAUUUACAUCAUAUCGCUCCGCAAAGGGGGUGUGAGGGGUCAUUCGCUCCACAAGCAGAGGCCGUAAAGGCCAUUCGCUGCGGAAAGAGAGAUUGUGAUGGUCGAUUAUUAAUCGCCAUCGUCAUCUAUCACCUCAAUGAUCCGCUGCUACCUUUAUCCACCACUGCCUGUCAUCUAGUUGUCAUCUCUCAGCCACCGUCUGCCGCCAUUAUCCGCCAUUUUUCCGCAUCCCAUCAGUGCUCGCCGCUGUCGAUUGCCACUGCUGUCCGCGCCCAUCGUCCACCUCGUCGCUACUACCAUUGUCACGGCCCGCUACCACCAUCUGCCUUGUUACUGACGCCUCGAUCCCUUUCUUUGCCCUCUGCCCAUUCCACCAUGCCGAUCUGCCUUUGUCAGACGAUUCCCAUUUGUCUUACUUGUUAGGGUUAAAUCCUGAUGGUAUGCUACCUGGAUCCAUCCCCCCGAAACAGCUUAAUUCCCAAUGGCAAGUUGAUGGAGUCAACAUGAGCAUUCAUCCUCUUAGGUGGACCCACAAGGAGGAAGAAUAGAGAAGAGACGAGGCCUGGUCACCCACACCCCCCUUCUCUAAGGAACGUGCCUCUCCCUCUAAGAGACACCACUUGGCAUCCUUUGAGAGGGGGCGCCUCUAAUUACCCCUCUUUUCUAUAAAUCUUCAAACUCACGAAUACUUGAAAGAAAAAGUUGAAUUUGGAAUCAAGGAAGUUCUUGUUAUCGCUCUCACCUCUGGGAAUAGGGGUUCCUCUUCUCCCUCGCUCGUCUUUUGGAUUAGAGGUAUCUUCUUCUUCUCGCCCUCUUGGAUUAUGAGGACCUCUCUCUUUCUCUUCUCUCACUUCGUCAUCUUUUUAUCCCGUCGUCAUCCGCUUGUCCACGCUUCAGCCACAGCCUAGCCCGCCUUUUGCCAUCCAUGCUGCCCACUGGAGCCGCCCACAUCUUCACCUCUGCCGUCGAGUAUCUUAGCCCUUGCCGCCGGCGUCGUCACCGCCAUCCUUGCUUCCGCCUAUUGAAGCAACAUUGUCACUCAAACAGCAAGCACCUGAUCAACAGGUUGCCUGUUGAGCUUCCUUCAGAACAGAACAAACACGAAUCGACAUCAACCAAUAAGAUUCGACAUAAUCAAAUCAGCGGACACGUGGAUAACAACAAGGCUACGACAGACGACAGAUCAACCAAUGAAAACAGACAAUCAAAUAAAGGAAGAAAAGAAGACACAUCAGCAUUAACCAACAAGAAGAGGAACUACUCGAUGAAAUUGCAUCCUUCCGAAGAGUAGUUACUAAAUAAUACACAAUGGCUAUUUUUAAAUCACUAACAUUAUAAAUAGACGAUCAUAAAUGUUGUAACUAAUCAAGUUUUCUUUCACGAUCAAUAGAAGUUCCUUUUCUUUCUAUCUUCUUCUUCUCCUCUUUCUCUCCUUCUUGCUCUGUUCUAUCCCUCUGUUCUUGAUUUCUUUCAUGGUACCAGAGCCAUAGCCCAACGGUGCUCAAAGACCUGACAAUGAGUCUUCCACAGAAAAGCAUAGGUGAUGAAACCGAAGGUGCUUCUAAUGCUCAAAUCAUCUCUCACAGCACUAUUGCGAUUCAACUAGGAUUCCAGCAUUAUCAAUCUCUCUCAAGCUAACAAAGGAGAAUUUCCUACUAUGGAAGACGCAACUGCUUCCACUCUUGCGAACACAUGAUCCCAUAUAUGUUCUUGAAGAUGAUCCACUGCUCAUAUCGAAGAUCGAUGGACAUAAAAAGCAUAUUCCAAAUCCAGAAUAUAAAACAUGGUACAAAAAGGAUCAAGCAGUUCUUACCCUGAUUACUAACUCUUUAUCUGAAUCAAUACGGCAUUAUGUCAUCAAUAAAGAGACAUCAAAAGAUGUAUGGGAAGCACUCAAGAAAAAUCAUGCAAGCAAAUCAAGAUCCCGUAUCAAUGAACUAUAGGCAAAACUCCACAAUUUCAAGAAAGGUAAUCUUCUUGUUGACACCUAUAUUAAGAACAUUCAGAGUAUUGGUGAUGAAUUGCAGGCCUGCGGAUAUAAAAUUGAAGAUCAAUAUCUUGCAUAUGCCCUUCUAAAUGGAUUGGAACAUCAGUACAAUUCAUUAUGUGCAAGCAUAUAUCCACAAUUAGACAGUCUGGAGCUCAACAACGUAAUCUCCAAUUUGAAAUCAUAUGAUCUGCAUAUUUCUAAACAUAUAGAAGAAAAGUCUAUUGGAGAUUUCCCACCAACAGCAAAUCUUGCAAAUACAAUAGGGAAAUAAUAUCAAGGAAAGAUUCAACAAAAACUUUCAGCCUCCUCCAUGGCAAAAUAACGAUCAGACAUGGAAUUCAAAUCAACCUCAAGCGUUUACAGCCCAUACAAGAGAAAAUUAUAAUUGAACAAACAGUUGGUAUCCAGACAGCGGUGCAUCUCACCAUGUCACUGCAAAUCAAGGAAACAUACAAAACUCAACUAUCUACAAUGGGCAAGAUCAGCUUUAUAUAGGUAAUGGACAAGGUUUGCCCAUCCAUUCUUAAGGAUUAUCAACUAUUAAUACUAAAUAUCGUCCAUUACAGCUUAAGGAUAUACUACAUGUAUCACAAAUUAAAAAAAUAUUUUAUCAGUUCAAAAAUUUGCUCGAGACAACAAUGUAUUUUUUGAAUUUCAUGCUAAUUUUUAUGUUGUGAAGGACCAGGAAACGAAGCGAAUCCUCCUCAAGAGAACUAGUGAUGAUGGACUCUAUUGUCUACAAUUGCUACAAGCGAAUCCAGACAAUUGCAUUCUUUGGAGAAAAAUCAUCUAACUCUGAUAUGGCAUAAUAGAUUAGGACAUCCUCAUUUCUGAAUUUUAAAAUAAGUUAUAGACAAAUAUGGUUUGUCAGUCACUCAUAAAACUCAGAAUUUUGUUUGUGAUGCAUGUAGAUUAGUAAAAUCACAUAAACUUCAUUUUACACUUUCAUUACGUAGAACCACCAAACCUCUUGAAUUGAUAGAUUCUGAUGUUUGGGGGCCUGCCCCUGUUCUUUCUCAUUUUGGCUAUCUCUAUUAUGUGAUUUUUGUUAAUGAUUUCAGUAAAUAUACAUGGCUAUUUCUUAUGAAAAGAAAAAGUGAUGUUCUUUUGAUUUUUACUGAAUUUCAUAUUAAGACAGAGAACUUGUUCUCCACAAAACUUGUGUCUCUCCAAUUGGAUUGGGGAGGAAAAUUUAAAGCCUUGACCAACUAUCUCAAAGGCAAAGGUAUCAACCAUCGACUUUCAUGCCCUUAUACACCUGAACAAAUGGAACAACAGAAAGAAAGCAUAGACACCUUGUAAAAACAGCCCUAUCUCUUCUCCAAAAUGCACAUUUACCUCAAACAUUUUAAGAUGAAGUAGUAACUACUACUAUCUAUCUCAUUAAUAGAAUGUCUUCUUCAAAUCUCAAUCAUAAAUCUCCAUAUGAAAUCCUCUUUCACCUUGAACUAGAUUACUCAUUUCUAAAAACUUUUGAGUGUUUAUGUUACCCAUAUCUUAGAUGAUAUAUGCCUAACAAAGUCAAUACUAGGUCUAAACGAUGUGUAUUUUUAGGGUAUAGUUCAUCUCCCAUUGGUUAUAGAUGUGUGUCACUCCAAAAUGGAAAAAUAUUCAUCUCUAGGGAUAUUUUCUUUGAUGAAGUCACCUUUCUAUUUUAGACUCCCAAAUACCUAUCUAAGAUCAACCUAAUCGUACUGAAAGUCCAAGUCUAGUAAGACCACCUCCACUAAUAAUUGUACUACUUGCUCAAAUGAAUUCUCAUAUCCCUUGUUAGCAGUCAACAAUCAAUCAAGUCCCUUCUAACACUUUGAAAAAUCUGAAUUCUUCAAAUUCGUCAGACAAUCCUCCUCUUACAUUCUCAUCCAAAGAUGAAACAGUGCUCUUAGAAAAUAUAUCCAUCACUUCCACAGAUACCACUCCUACAACUCCAUUUCAUUUAGAUAAGUCACAAAGUGAAAAUACAUCUAGUAUCUCUCCGAACUCCUCUUAAAACCCAACUGCUAAGUGAUAUUUAUUCUCAAACAAAUUCCUCUAAUAAACCAACUAUCCUUCAUCUACUGAGGCCUCAAAAGAAUAUGUUUCAAUAUUCACAAACAUUUUUCUGAUGAACCUAACUGUUACUCUAAGGCCUCAAAAGAUCCAAAAUAAGUUCGAGUAAUGAAUAAUCCGUGGAUCCUAGCCGCCCGGCACGUGGGACGUGGAAAUGGUGGCGCGACCAUCACGUGGUCGGGUUUGGUGGCUCUCCCCAUCACGUGGGACGCUCUCAGAAACUCAGCCUUAAUUCGCGCCACCAUUUCCACGUCCCACUUUUAGUUAUUAAUUAUUCAAUUAAUCCGUGGACCCUAGUCGCCUGGCCCAAACAGCCCAUUUCCUUCGAACCACACUAGACCACUCCUUGGUUCGAACAGUCCACACGUGAUAGAGAGAGCCCAGUGACAACCCUGCGUCCCACUUGCUGGCAAUAAUUAUUGAUUAAACUCGUUGCCCACAUUGUGGCAGAGUUUCCUUGCAAACAUUGAUUAAACUCUUUGGAUUUUCCGUGGAAAUCUGCAGGGUUUCAUCGUGGCAGAUCGGGCAGCUGGUGUGGCGCCAAGCUUUUGACUGCGUCUCCUUCUCCGCUUGUGUCAUGAUAACGUCUGUGCACACGGUAGAUGACCUCGUGGUGGGGAGGGACUCAACAGAUGUUGCACGGCCGUCCCACAAUUCGAUCAAACAAAAGCUCACAUUAAAUGCAUAAACUCGAGAGAAAAAAAGGUAGACAAAAAGUUCCGAUAGAGUAAAUAUUCGAAGGGAAAUACAAAGCUCAAGAGAAUGUUGCUUUGCGGUCUGAUCACAAAAUGGAUAAAAUUGUUCGAUCAUUUUCCUCUGCAUUACCCUGCCUUUGAGCUUUGGGGUCGAGUUGACUCUCUGAGAGCACCAGGCAUUCAUUCAAUAAACUCAAGUUAAAUAACUUUCAGCCUUGCAGCUUCUUCGCUGAUGGGAUAAACCUUAGAAUGCUUGUCCAAUAUCCAGUCCCAUUACAACGAACUUCCAACUAAGACUCGCUUCACUCGGUCCCCAGCCAAUCGCGAUUUAUACGGAUCGGGUGACGAGUGGGCCGGGAUCGGCAGCUGUCAGCCUGCGCUGCUCACCGGCGCCGCCGCGCGAUCGUUGGGAUGCCCGGGAGGAGCAUUUAACCGGGACGAGGCCCACGGGGCCAGCGGCCAGCUAUGCGGGAAGCCUGCCGUAGGUGGGCCUUCUCUUUGCUGGUAUCCGCUCUUAUUCAGACCGCAGCGCCUACAGCUCCCCGCUCUCCGUAUCGUCCUUCGGUCAGACAGGGAAGAGGGCGCAAUGAAGACGUCUCCACCGAUCCAAUUCCAUCUUCGGUCCUUGAGGUUGUGCCAGGAAAUGAGAUCGGUACCUGUGCUGGUUAACCCCGUUAACCUGAUUCCGAUUACACGUUCAGCAUAACAUGACUGAAAAGCAGACCACCUACAUCAUAACAAUUGAUGGCUAGGAGAUGAAUUGUGUGGCAGCAAAGAUGAUGUGGGACCUAUGUGUUAGAGUAUUUCUAUUCUACAGCAAUUAUCUAAAGGUCCCAUAGAUUUGUUAAAUUAAGAAUUCGUUUCUCAUUAUGUCACUCGGUCAUUUACAUUCAUAUAUACUAACCUUUUAAUAUUUCAUCACUCCAUUAGGCUUAGUCAAAAUUAAUUGAGUUAAUUAUGCAUAAAAGUAUAUCUUUCUCAUUUUUCGAAAAAUACAUACGUACUCCUAGUGAAAAAAUAAUUAAACUAGAUAUGAAAUUCAAAAAUAAGUUUACAUAGGUACUAAUUAGUUCAAAUGUCAUAUAUUAUUGUUAUACAUCUUGAGCAAGCAUUACUAUUAACUAGAACGUUGUAGUUUCAAAUAUUUUAUAAAAUAACCACAUUUAUUUUUACCAAUAAGAAUGUAGUAUUAUCCUUUAAAACAGUGAAUAUUGAUGUCUUUUAGAGCCCCAAGUACUUUAAGGAUGGUUACAAAAUGUGGAGUUCAACAUUAAAGCUGCAUAUACUAUGACUUAAAGCUAUUUGAAAUCUAAUCUUAGUGUGUAGCCCAUUUGAAAGUUCAUGAGACAACUUUUUUGACAAGCUGUUGGAAGAAGUCCAUUCUCCUUUGAAACCAAAGUUCAAUCUAUACCCAUUUAAUACUUUUAUUUAGAAGGUGUUUGAAAUUCUUAGUGUGAAACUCAUUUGUAAUUCAUGAUUUCCUACCAUGAAGCCCAUUUAGUAACCUUUGGGAUGGAUGGACUAUCGACAGUAACGGUUAGUUUUGGCAAUGGGUAAGGGGCAAUGGGAACGAUACCACAGUAACGGGUGGUUUUGGCUGGGUUAAAGCCCCUUUGGCCCUGUCUUCUCCCGAAAGCUGAAUGUUUCCUGCUGACGGUGCUUGGAGGAGCAGAUUAGAGAAGUCUGAUCAGCUAAGGAUUCCAGAUCUGGCUGAGAGGAGGCGAACAAAGGAGAGGGAAACGGAUCGGCGACCUCCCCGUCGAAGAAGACACCUUCCUGUCCGAAGGAGGAUCUCUAGGUGAUGCAGUGCUCGAGAAACGCGAUGAAUCGAAGAGGACAUGGGAGGAAAGAACCAAGACUGGGUGAGGGAUGCGAGAGGCAUCGCUUAUUGGGCGGAGAGAGGACACCCUCGAGUCCCUGAUCCUCGAUGCGGACUAGAGGUGGCUGCGGGGUAAGGGCUAGUUGUUUGUUGGCGAUGCAAUUUCAGAAAAAAAACAGAGAAGCUAGUUGUCCAUUCAUUUAGUUGGUGCUAUGCUUUUAAAGUUUGAUUUUUUCUACCAUCACUGUCGAUGUAACAUAACGUCCAUACCUAUUUUGUCCUUCAAGCGUCAUUAUCCACUACUAUACGCUAUUGAAUGCUGUGUCAUCUUUUUCUUUUCUCUCCAUGCCAUUAAAUAUGGGACAAGUUGAGAUCGGAGUUCGUGGCUCAGAUCGAGUUGAACUAGUCAUUGCUCGGUCACAACCGCUAUAUAAAUUCGCUUUAGAAAAGGUCAACCAUUGGGUACUACGAAACCAUGUCAUCUAGUUGUUACUCAAUUAUAGUCAUGUCCAUGUGCUUGCCGAUUUUAAAAUCUUAGAUGAGGUGAUAUGAUAAGCGUUUAAACAAAUUCCUUUCAAUUGUUACGAAAUAAAACAUAAUCUUCAGCUAAUUCUCGAUUAUCUUUGAUGUUGCAUUGACAAGUGCAAUAUCAAAGAGAAUCAAGAUGGCUAGACCAAUAUGAUCCCACCUGAAUCAGGAAAUCACGCAGGCGAGAGCUUGGAAAUUUUGUUGAAAUUGAACAGAAGUACUAAACAGCUUAAAGCACUCUGAUGUAAAGGUUGUUUUGCAUAGGACAGAAACUGGCUGUCUUGGGCCAGAUUUAGUUAGAGCUAGAGCACCUGUGUAAAACCUUUCUAGUUUAACGAUGAAUCACAAGAAAUUGGCCAUAAAAUUGAAGGUUUGAUGCUGUUUACAGUUAAUAAUCUUAUUAAAACAUUGGUCUUCUUGAAAAUAUCUCAGUGCCAAAUUCGUUAGGCCUUACUAGUAAAAAAAUAGUUUUGCUUGUUUACCAAUCAAUUUAGUUGUCUAAUUGAGUAGUGUUUCAAGCUGCAUGCUCAGGCUGGGGCCAUUGAAUCUCCCAGGUUCACCAUUUUUUUACGAUUAAAAAUCAUUAUGAAAAUAACGACUCGAGUUCAAUAUUUUAAUAUUAUGUCAAUAACAUAAAAAUUCCCGAAUAUUAUAAAUAAUUUUCAAAGAACAGGCAACAAUGUCAUACAUUUGCAAAGAACAGGCUGCACGUGGUUGAUAAUGGCUUCGCAUGUCUAAUCAUCAAUAUUGCCCAUAGUCCUCACAUAUGAGCGUUUGAUUGGGACAGUUAAUGAGUUCUCUUGGUGCAUAUUAUUUUGAAAGAUUUUGUUAUAAUUUUGUCAUCUAUUUUUGAGCGUUCGAUUGAGGAUGUCAUGUAUCUAUUUUUGAGUCAAUCCCUUUUCAAUGUCUGAAAAUUUAUUUCUUAAAUUAAUGGGUUCAAUAAAUCAUUUUUCAUCAUAAAUUUUUUGUUUAUCUUCAACUUUAGUCUUAAUUUAAUCAAGCUUUAUUCCUAAUGACAAAAAUUCAAGGCCAAUUUUUUAUUGUUGUUGUACGCUCUGAAUAAGCCCAACGAAUCGAAUCGACCAGGUCAAUUCUUUCGCCGAUCAAAUACAAAGCAUCUUGUUUUUAUGUUGCCUCGGAUCUUAGUGAACCAGAGCAGAGGUGAGAACUCUGAUCGGCUAAGCGCUCCAGAUCUGGCUGAGAGGAGGCGAGAGAAGGAGAGGGAUGGCCACAGCGGUUCUGAGCUAUGUCGUGCAACGGGUCAGCGACUUGCUCAUCGAGAAAGCGGUCUUCGUGUACGAAGUGAAGGAUCAGGUGGAGUGGGUCAUGGACGAGCUCCGGGCGAUGGAGUGUUUCCUGAAGGACGCCGACGCGAGGAGCAAGGGGGACGAGAGGGUGAAGAACUGGGUGAGGGAUGUGAGGGAAAUCGCUUGUCGGGCGGAUGACCUCGUCGAGUCCUUCGUUCUCGAUGCACAGCGGAGGCGACGACGGAACACUGCGUGUUGCGUUCCUCUCCCCAGCGACCUCAUCGUACUCCACAAAUUCGGUAAGGAGAUCGAGACCGUAAAGGCCAAAAUCUGCGCAAUGAAAGAACGAAGAAACACUUACGGAAUCCAGAACCUGGGCGAAGAGCCGAGGAGACAGCCCGACGAGAGAGUCCACGAACGGAGGCGUAUCGUUGUCCAUGCGACAGAUGCUGACAUGGUAGGCAUGAACCAGGAGAAGAACAAAAUCUUGGAGUAUCUGUUAGACGAUAGCAGGAAAAAGCAGUCGGCGAUCUCCAUUGUGGGAAUGGGCGGCCUCGGGAAGACCACUCUUGCUAAAAGAAUCUUCAAGGAAGCAAGAGGGAAGUUCAGUCACUCGGUAUGGAUCGACGUCUCCCAGCAGUACUACGUUGUGGAUCUCAUUCGGCAAGCCACGGAGCUCAGAGAAAAGGAACUCGAGAGAAUGACGAGGGCCAGGCUUGAGGAGAUUCUUUACCAGACCAUCCAGGGGAAGAAAUACUUGAUCGUCAUGGACGACGUCUGGGACACGGAGAUCUGGAGAAUCCUCAGUCCGCAUCUCCCAGAUGCCGAGAAUGGAAGCCGGGUGCUGAUCACCACUCGCUCCAUCGACGUUGCCAGAGCUGCGGACCCAUCUAUCCCUCCCUGCGAGCUGCGGUCUUUAACCGAGGAGGAGAGCUGGCAGCUCCUCUCCAAGAAGGCAUUCCCGAAUCAGGAGGAUAUCGAAGCAGUCUGUUCAGAACCGUUGGGGGAAGUCGGGAAACAGAUCGCAAAGAAAUGCGGAGGCCUGCCUCUGGCGCUGGUAGUGCUCAGCGGUUUGCUGUCGACGAAAGGUCCGUCACUACGGGAGUGGAGGAGGCUCGCGGAGACCAUCGUCUGGGAAAACAUCAAAGAAGGCCGUCUGUGCCUGGAUAUACUGGCGCUGAGCUACGAAGAUUUGCCCCAUCAGUUGAAGUGGUGUUUCCUUUAUUUCAGUUCUUUUCCACAGGACUUCAAAAUCGGAGUCAAGAAGUUGAUCAGAUUGUGGGUCGCGGAGGGCUUCGUCGAGCACAGAGCAGGAGAAACACUCGAAGAAUCUGCAGAGGGUCACUUUCAGGAGCUCGUCCGAAGGUGCAUGGUGACAAUUGUGCAAAAUGAAUACGACAGCCCCAUGGCAGAAGGUCGACAAAGUUUGCCGGAUUCAUGAUCUGCUUCACGAUUUUGCCAUUGCAGAAGCUAAGGAGGUGGGCUUCCUUGUCUGCCGCCAGAUCCCAGACGACCGAGACGCCUCUCGACUGGAUUCCUCCUUGCGGUGCCUUUCCCUUAAUGGGGUAGCGGAGGACUACGUCUCCCAUGUGAAACACUCCCCAAGAGUGCGCACCUUGUUGUGGUUCAAUGUUCAACAGAGGAAGGUUAUAAGAUUCCCCACUGGGGCACUGAAACUGCUCAGAGUCAUCGAUCUGGAAGAGGCACCACUCGCCGUACUACCAAAACAAGUUGGAGACCUGAUCCAUCUUCGAUUCUUGGGAUUGAGAGGAACAAGGUUAAGGAGUCUUCCGUCUUCAGUUGGAAAACUUCGUCAUUUACAGUCCUUGGACGUGUUGGGGACGUCGAUCAAAACGAUGCCAAGAGCUGUGUGGAAGAUUGAUGCCUUACGUCACGUCCACGUUCCCGAUGAAUUGGAGCCGGAGAUGGUCGAGGCAGGGUUAAGAAACCUGCAGGUGCUCAUGUUCGUCCGGGCCGGGAGCUGGAUAGAUAGCUGCCUAGGGACCCUUACCAGUCUUCGGGAGCUGGGACUAACUGGCAUCCAAGGCUGUCAUCAUCGCGCGCUGUUGUCUUCGCUAUCGAAUCUGUCCCGCCUCAAGAAAUUGAAGUUGGAGGGCGUGUCGAUCCCGCCCUAUCUAUGGACACCGUCCAGCUUUUCUUCCCUUGAAUUCUUAUACCUGAAGGGGGAAAUGGCAAGGCCACAGCCACCAAGAUCUGCUGGCGCCCGAUGGCCCCUAAAUCUCACCGAACUCAUACUAUGGGGCACCAGGCUGGAUCAAGACUCAAUCGCGACGCUCGAGAACCUCCCUGAACUUAUAUAUCUGUAUCUAGAUCACGGAUCCUACGCAGGAAACGAGAUGAUCUGCUCUCCCGGCGGGUUCUCCCAACUUCAGUGCCUCGUUCUGAAUUCGCUGGCUGAGUUAGAGAGGUGGGUAGCUGAGGCUGGGGCCAUGUCCCGGCUGAGGAGCUUGACGAUCAGCCGCUGCAGAAAGUUGGUGAUGCUUCCGGAAGGGUUGCAAGACAUGACUGAUUUGAAGGACCUCACUCUCCGCUAUAUGCCCCCUGAAUUCUGUUCUAGAGCUCAAAAGGAGGGAGAGGACUGGCCCAAAAUCCGGCACAUACCUUCGGUCACCCUUUUAUAGUCAUUGUAAAAUCGUCUUCAGUUGAAUUCAUGAGCUACAUCAUGGAAAUUCUCUCCAGUAAUGGAGGGAGAGGAUUGACCCAAAAUCUGGCACUAAGGAUGCACUUUGUACGGCAAGUAACCAUAACACCCAGGUCAUUUCCCUCAAGAUUAUGGUGGCAUGUUCCUGCUCAUAACCCCCCAUACCUCGAGUCUUGAAAAUUCCUCGGGCCAGCGCGGACUGCGGUAGCUCGCGAGGGGGCUCUCGAAGGGUGCUGCCGACGGGAGAGGAGAGGUGAUUAG